Molecule: messenger RNA, 2001 nt
Organism: Lachancea nothofagi CBS 11611
Lineage: Eukaryota; Fungi; Ascomycota; Saccharomycetes; Saccharomycetales; Saccharomycetaceae
Source: the annotation of a GenBank genome assembly
AUGGCCAAACGCAUCGCCGACACACAAAUGACCCGUGAGGCGUUGGAUGCUGCGGGAUCUGACGGCGACGAAAGAGAUGUGGUUGAUUCCCAAGCGGGUCUCCAUAGAGCGACAAGUGACGUUAUGCGCAAGCGGAAGAUUGCGCAGCCAAGAAAACGGAAACAACAGUUAGCCUUCGGUAAUGGCAACGGCGUUGGCAGUCAAGAAUCUUCCAUGGCAAAUGCAUUUUCAUUUGGAAAUGCAACAGGCACAGCGGCCGCCUCUACUGCCACUACUAAUAGUGCCUCUGCCGGCGCUUUCUCUGGUUUCAAGUCAGCUUCCUCAAAAAGCGCAAGCACUCCAUCAUCCGAUAAUAAUGAAAUCGCUGCCAAGCGGAAUGCCCUUAACUUGCAAUUUCAAACCAAGAUUGCCGAGUUCGUCUCCAAGGAUCCGUGUGCCGACCUCUCCAGCGUCUUCGAUCAAUACAAACGCUAUUUCCUAGACAUCUCAGGCACUGCGACAAGCCCCACUACUUCUGUCCCUCUUCCAACACCCAUCUCGAAACCAGCUCCUAACUCUCAACCGGAGACUUCGGAUUCGGAGCCCGAAGCCGAAGUCAAAGUUGAAGGUCCAACUUUUUCCUUAGCCCAAAAGCCAACCACCAAUGAUUCAGUUUUCAGUUUUGGCGCCAAGAAAAAUCAGAAACCUGAUCCCAGCGAUUCCGAAAGUGAUAUUGAGAUAAAGGGCCCUUCUUUCACAUUUCAAUCGACUUCUUCUACAGCCCCCACCAAAAGUGUGUUUCAGUUCAAGUCUGAGCCCAAAAGUAAAGAAACUUCCGAUGUGCCAAAACCUGCGCCCGCUACCAAUCCCGCGAGUGUAACUGCCAAUACAGCUAGCCAAGAAAGUAGCACAGCUGAGACAGUGCCAAAGUUUAGCUUUGGUUCAUCCGCAUCUUCAGCGUCUACUUCAACGAAGCCUGUUUUCGGCUCGAAUGCUGCUGCUCAAACAGUUCCGAAGCCCACUUUCGCGUUUGGGCAACCUUCCAACGAUAUAAGCACUCCGAUGAGUGUUGAAUCAAAAAAGCCGGCGGCAUUUUCAUUUGGAUUUAAUGCUGCUAAGACCAGCGAUAAUAAUAGCCAAUCUAAGCCAACUUUCUCGUUUGGUCAGUCCGCUAGUACUAAUACUGCUAACGGUACUGCGAAACCAAGUUUCACUUUCGGCACUCCUGUUACUUCCAAACCAAAUGAUACCGAAGACGCUUCUGCGUCAGAUGAUCCCAGCAAAUCCAAAGGUGAGGAAUCUUCCAAGCCUAAACCCGUCACUUUUGGUUCUUCCUUCAGUACCGGCAAGAAAGACGAAUCUAAUCCGACUUCUUCAUUUUCCUUUGGUCAAAAGCCAGAUACUGGUCUUGAAGAUGGGGAAAAGCCUAAGCCUUCUUUUACAUUUGGAGCUCCUGGUACUGCUGCCGCACCAAGUUUCAGCUUUGGUAAGCCAGCUGAAUCUAAGGAACCACCAUCUGGCGGAUUCAAAUUCAAUCUACCUUUCUCCUCCAACGCACCAUCCAACGACUCGCAAAAAGCCAAUGAGGCGCCACAAGCAGAGAAAGAUACGGAGACAGAAGCGCACUCGGCGACUGAGGAGUCAAAUGGCAUCACCAUGUCGAAUGGCGAAGAAGGAGAAGAAUUGCUGUUCUCUAAACGGGCUAAAUUGAUGGUAAUAAAUUCUGAAACUAAAGGUUAUGAAUCUCGCGGAGUGGGAGAGCUAAAAGUUUUACAGAGCAAAGACGACAAGACGAAAGUCCGGAUUCUGUGCAGAUCAGACGGAAUGGGGCAUGUUCUUCUUAAUACAGGUUUAGUUAAAAGCUUUCAGUAUGUGCCCGCAGAUGCUGAUAAGGAAAACUUUGUGAAAUGCCCUGUGGUUAACAGCGAGGGAAAACUCGAAAACUAUAUCAUCAGAGUCAAACAAAAAGCCGAUGGUCGUCAACUGUGUAAGUCUAUUAAAGAGGCCCAAGACAACAUGUAA